Messenger RNA from Ochlerotatus camptorhynchus, 2437 nucleotides. It is a transcript of the gene amon, whose product is annotated as amontillado. Gene Ontology annotation, molecular function: serine-type endopeptidase activity. NCBI's taxonomy places the organism in Eukaryota, Metazoa, Arthropoda, Insecta, Diptera, Culicidae. The coding region runs from base 659 to 2437 and encodes 592 amino acids. The record is from RefSeq and is a predicted model, not a curated record. Gene Ontology annotation, biological process: peptide hormone processing. The transcript has 11 exons. Gene Ontology annotation, cellular component: membrane; neuron projection.
CAACAUGGUACUGAUAAAGAGUUUGAUUACUGGUAGUUUGCCUGCAUAACAGAUGACACGUUUCGGGUAGAUUUGGCAGGAUUAUACACAGAUUGUGAAUGGUUCAUCGCCCAUUCGUUAUACAAACGCGUAACAAAAGGGAGCAAGUGUUCACAUCUGUUUCGGACAAGUGCGGUUUUGUAGAUCGGUACAAAUUUCUCAAUCGGUGGCAUCUCGUUGACCUUUUGCGUUAGAAAACAGCUAUCAUUUCUUUCCAAAUUUGUCUACAAGAACUUAUUUUUAUUUUUCAAAAAACAUGGAUUUAGUGUCGUUAGUUACAAUAUGUUUCUAGUGAUUGAUAUUCUUGGACAUUCGGAAUCAAUAGUAUACAAUUCUUUUAUUUAAUUUUGCACAUGGAACUAAGAAGUUUUUUUUAGUUUGAGUCGAUUUUGAGAUUUCAUACAUUUUAUUGAUUUUAUUCAAGUUCCAUUUCGUCACCCAUACAAACGUACCUUCUGGUGGCUGAUUUGCGUCAAAACACACAUACGGCGCCAACUGUUGUGUAUCGUCAUCAAAGAAGUCCUGCACAUCAUCUCUAAAAGCGUGCAAUAGUAACCAUAAAAUAGGAUUCACGAAAAUAAUCUGAAUUAGAAGUGUGAACAGUGUGUGUUGCUAAGCUAUGAUGCUGAAAUGGUGUUAUAUAUUUGUGAGUCUGAUACUAUGCUGUUUGGUGGCAGCGAUUAAUGGCAAAUCGACUGCUGGCAAUGUUUUCACCAGCUCCUUUCUCGUAAAAUUCAAACGUAAUGUGGAUAAUCAGCAGGCCCAUGAAAUUGCCGAGCGCAAUGGAUUUAUUAAUCUUGGGGUGCUCGCAGGCAGCUCAGGCCGAGAGUUCCACUUCAAACAUACAGCUCUCCCGCAUGCCAGAACUCGUCGCAGUAUAGCCCAUAUGAGGGUGUUGAAGAAAGAAGCUUUGGUAAACGCUGCUGUCCAACAAGUUGGUUUUAAACGCGUCAAACGUGGCUUACGUACAGUGAUUCCAGCAACAUUUAUUCCGGAUAAAUCAGAUCCCAAUGUAGGGAAAGCACCAACUGACCCUUAUUUCCCUUUGCAAUGGUAUUUACGAAACACUGGGCAAAAUGGAGGAAAGCCGCGACUUGAUCUAAAUGUGCAAGCUGCCUGGGAUCAAGGAAUCACUGGAAAGAAUGUUACUACGGCCAUAAUGGAUGACGGUGUUGAUUAUAUGCAUCCGGAUUUGAAGUUCAACUACAAUGCGGAGGCCAGCUACGAUUUUAGCAGUAACGAUCCUUAUCCAUACCCACGGUACACUGAUGAUUGGUUUAAUAGUCACGGUACUCGUUGUGCCGGAGAAGUGGCGGCAGCUCGAGAUAAUGGAAUUUGUGGGGUUGGUGUUGCCUAUGAUUCUAAAAUUGCUGGAAUUCGAAUGCUUGAUCAACCUUACAUGACAGACCUUAUUGAGGCGAAUUCGAUGGGCCACGAGCCACACAAAAUUCACAUCUACAGUGCAUCAUGGGGACCAACUGAUGAUGGUAAAACGGUAGAUGGGCCAAGAAAUGCGACCAUGCGGGCCAUUGUACAAGGUGUAAACGAAGGUCGCAAUGGACUAGGAAAUAUUUAUGUUUGGGCUUCAGGAGAUGGCGGGGAAGAAGAUGAUUGCAAUUGUGAUGGCUAUGCAGCUUCCAUGUGGACAAUUUCUAUAAACAGUGCGAUCAACGACGGACAGAAUGCCCAUUAUGACGAAAGUUGCAGCUCCACUCUCGCGAGUACGUUUAGUAAUGGCGCAAAGGAUCCCAAUACAGGCGUGGCUACUACCGACUUGUAUGGUAAAUGUACUACAACACAUUCUGGUACUAGUGCAGCCGCCCCAGAAGCUGCAGGAGUGUUUGCUCUCGCCCUUGAAGCAAAUCCUUCUCUUACGUGGCGUGAUAUUCAACACCUUACGGUAUUGACAUCGAAACGAAAUUCAUUGUUCGAUGCCAAGAAUCGUUUCCAUUGGACUAUGAACGGAGUUGGACUGGAGUUUAAUCAUUUAUUUGGAUUUGGUGUACUUGAUGCUGGAGCCAUAGUUUCGCUCGCAAAAAAAUGGCACACUGUACCAUCUCGUUAUCAUUGCGAAGCAGGUGCUAUUCUGGACCCUCAUCCUGUUCCAUCCACUGGUUCGUUGCUGUUGCGUAUUAAGACAGAUGCUUGUACUGGUACCGAUACAGAAGUUCGUUAUCUAGAGCAUGUUCAGGCCGUUAUCACAGCGAAUGCUACUAGGCGGGGUGAUUUAGAACUGUUUGUUACCUCUCCCAUGGGAACUAGAUCAAUGAUAUUGAGUCGUCGGGCUAAUGAUGAUGAUCAUAGGGACGGAUUCACUAAAUGGCCGUUUAUGACAACGCAUACGUGGGGAGAAUAUCCUCAAGGAACAUGGGUGUUGGAGGCAUUUUUCAUACCAUGA